AUGUUCGGUCGUCCGAUCCGUACCAGUUUGGAUCUACUCCGUCCUCCACCAGAUUCUGUGCAGUUUGAACAGCCUAGCGAGAGCCGACCCUUGAAGCGUGAGUUCAAAGCUAAAGAUCCGGUAUACGCAAAAGUCUUCGUUAAAAAUCAAUGGCACUGGGCUCCAGGAACAGUACUGGAACGUAUAGGUCGUGUAAUGUACAACGUUCAGCUCGACAAUAGAAGGCUUGUUCGGUCCCAUGUUAACCAGCUUCGAGAUCGCGCUGUAUCGGAGGAUCUCAACGUAUCGACAUCGACAGAUAGUACGAAACUUCCACUCAACAUUCUACUUGAUGCUUGGAAUCUCCCAGUUCGUCGCACAACGGAUCCAUUAGCACACUCAACGCCAGUAGCACCUCUUACAGGCUGCUCUAAUUUGAGACCAUCGUCAACACCAAAUACUUUGGUGAGAAGGCCUACCUUAUCAUCGGAGUCAUCGUCACAGUUAUCAGUAUCGUCUUCUUCAUCUUCAACAUCGCCAAGUUCGACAUCAGAAUUUCAAUCUGCAAAUGAAGCCGAUUCAGCUGUUCAGGCACCUCGCCGCUCUUCGCGUGUCCGAAGAGCUCCGCAAUGGUUCGACCCCUAUCAGCUGUAUUAG
Molecule: messenger RNA, 636 nt
Organism: Topomyia yanbarensis
Lineage: Eukaryota; Metazoa; Arthropoda; Insecta; Diptera; Culicidae
Exons: 1
Coding region: 1-636 (211 amino acids)
Source: RefSeq, a predicted model, not a curated record